AUGAGCAGCAGUUCCCGUAUCCUGAUGAUUGGUGACGCAAUGGGUACGAUAGAAGAACACGCGGAUCUGGCCCCGGACUCAGACGAGGCCAGUGAAAUGUCAGAUGGAGAACUCCAGGAAGCUUUUGCCAAAGGUCUGCUUAAACCUGGCAUGAAUGUAUUGGUUGAGAAGACCAAAAAAUUUACAAACAACGCGGAGGGCCUCAGACAGAGCCUUGCAGAACUCCGCAGAGACCUGCCCUGGGUGGAGCGCUUGGACCUCACAAACCUGCCUGCUGAGGAUCCUCUGGCCAAAGUGGAAGGACAAGAGAAGAAAGAAUCAAAUAAAGAAAUCAAUGCAGAUGAUGACUUUGAAAGAGAGAUGUUUUUUUAUCGCCAGGCUCAGGCCACCGUACUGCAGGCCCUGCCACUUCUACACAAACACGGCAUUUCCACUAAAAGGCCUGAUGACUAUUUCGCAGAGAUGGCCAAGUCUGAUCAACAAAUGCAGAAGAUUCGAAAAAAGCUCAUAGAAAAACAGACCAUAAUAGAACGGUCAGAAAAGGCUAAGCAGCUUCGUGAGCAAAGGAAGUUUGGCAAAAAGGUUCAAAUUGAGGUCAUGCAGAAGAGACAGAAGGAGAAGAAGGCCAUGUUGUCAUCUGUGAAGAAAUAUCAGAAAGGAAUGACGGACAAACUGGAGUUCUUGGAAGGAGACAAGAAAGCAGGCAAAGAUUCUCAGGGCCCCAAGAAAGAAAUGAACAAAAAAGGGCCCAAUUCAAAGAGGAAAUUCAAAGACCAGAAGUUUGGCUUUGGCGGAAAGAAGAGCGGGACCAAGUGGAACACAAAGGACAGCUUCAAUGAUGUGUCUGGUUUUCGGGCUAAAGUGGCCAACGCCAAGGGCCCCAGAGGCGGCAAGAAAGGAAAAGGAUUCAAACAGAAUAAACGCCCCGGCAAGUCGGUCCGCAGGAAGAUGAAGAACAAGUCGUGA
Knipowitschia caucasica is the source of this 966-nucleotide messenger RNA. The record is from the annotation of a GenBank genome assembly. Lineage: Eukaryota; Metazoa; Chordata; Actinopteri; Gobiiformes; Gobiidae.